This is a messenger RNA of Aspergillus steynii IBT 23096, 1755 nucleotides long. RefSeq lists its product as uncharacterized. The record is from RefSeq and is a predicted model, not a curated record. The transcript has a single exon. NCBI's taxonomy places the organism in Eukaryota, Fungi, Ascomycota, Eurotiomycetes, Eurotiales, Aspergillaceae. The annotation marks the transcript as partial.
CGGCAUCCCAUCCAAUGCAUCCCCCCCCGUCUUUGUUUCCCCCGCGUGUCUUCAAUAUCUUUCUGCCUAUCUGUCGAACAGCCCUAUCUGGAAUUGAGUCCCCACCGUUCACCUUUUCUUAUUUUUUCCCUUUCCCUUUUCUGCUCUCCCCUUUCGCUCCCCCUCCAUUUUUCCCUUUUCCCUCGGUCUUCCCCCCUCCCAGCCUGCCAAUCCCUCGCGAGGAUGCUGCUGACCCUCAAACCCUCCUCCCAGAACGGGGUGAAAGGGCCUCCCCAUGACUACGCCAUCGUUCGCCAGUCCAUUCCUGCCGCCCCACGCGCCUCCUCUCCGCCCCCCGCGACCUCGGAACCCCAGACGCAGAGCAUGGAGUCCUCGCGGAGAGGACUGCCUCCUCCCUCUGCAUUGACCUUGCCGCCGCCCGAUGUCGCCUUCGCCGCCGGGAACCCCAUGUCCCAACAGCCCCUGCCGCCGCGUCCGCCGCCCCAGCGCCCGGACUCGGACGCCUCCUAUUACUCCUGGCUCGAAGCCAAGGCCGAGGAGGACCGCCGAAAGCAGGAAGAGGAGAAGACCCGUCAGGAAACCUUGCGGCUGGAGCAGCGUCGGAUCGAACAGAGUAUGCUGCGGGAUUCCCUGCACGCCGGGGUCCCGCCGCACAUGAUCCCGCUCAUCUUCGCCGGCAUCAGCCAGGGCGGCGUGCCUCAAUCCGUGUUGGAGGUGAGCCAACAGUAUAUGGCCCAAUCCGCGGUCCCUCCGCCGCCGCGGGGACCUCCGGCACCCUCCUCGAUGCCCGGCCUGUCCCAUUCGUCGUCACAACGGCGGCCGCCUCAUGCCCGUCGAGAUUCUCGCUCCAUCCCCUCCUCUUCUUCUCAUCCGUACGUGACGUCGACGCAACAGCCAGUGCCCGGGCCCGGCGUGCUGCUCUCGCAACCGUUGCAUGCACCGGCACCCUCGUCCACGCCGCAAUCGAUGGGCAGGUCCUCGGAUCCCCGUGCCGCCCCGACCAUGUCCCGACUCAACACUGGCGAGUCGCAGGGCUCCCAGCAGCAGCCUGCAAUCAACCUUAGCAAUGUACAUUAUGCCCCGGGGUCGUCGGUCCCGCUCUCGCAACCUGCUGGCGGGAAAUCCGAUUCCCAACCGCGCCAGUCGCCUCCCUCUCUGUAUUUCCAUCAUUGGGUCCCUCCGGCACAAUCGCAACCCAAUACCCCGAGAAACCGACAGGAGUCUCCCGGGGCCUCGCAGGCUCCUCGACGACCCGACUACCAGAACUCACCGGGCCGCAAAAGAAAGGCGCAGGGACCCCACCAGCAAGCUCCGCUGCCGUCCUCACGUCCCUCAGACCAUCGUCCUGGUUCCUCUCAAAAUUCCCGCUCGGGGUCUCCUAUGAUUUCGGCGCGUCCGGCGGAGCAGUCCUCACAUACCCGUCAACGGAGUGAUACCUCGAAUCCGUACGACCCCCGCAUUCCCGACCAUCAUGGUCCUGAACCGUCGAGUAGACGCGCCAGCGUGACUCGGCCUACGAUACGAACGAUGACGUCGGCCGAGGAGACCGGCUCGGAGAGGGGCUACAGUCGCACGGAGGACCAGGAUCGCAGCGGAUAUCCGUCUCGAUCGGAGAGUCACGCCAACUAUUCCCACCCGGCGUCUCAAGGCCCUUACGCUUCUAGCGUCGGCACGGCGCCUCCUGACUCUGACGCAGAUAGUAGUCCUGGCCAUUCCCCUAGGACGGGGAGCCCUCGUCGAUUACGACGGUCCGGU